AUGAGCUCGGGCUCACACUGGAGGAGAAGCAGUAGCAGUGUGCUUCUGGCUCACUCGCCAGAAGCACAGGUGGCAGCAAUUGAAAAGAAAUUGAGAUUGUUUUCGGUUUUUUUCAAUCAGAAGUUUCUGUCUUGCAGGUCAGUGCUGGAGGAGCCAUCUCCCCACAGUCACCCUCUCUACGGCCAUGGCGUCUGCAAGUGGCCUGGGUGCGAGGCUGUUUUUGAUGAUUUCCAGUCAUUCCUCAAGCAUCUCAACAACGAGCAUGCCCUGGAUGACAGGAGCACGGCCCAGUGUCGGGUGCAAAUGCAGGUCGUCCAGCAACUCGAGCUCCAGCUAGCGAAGGACAAAGAGCGUCUGCAAGCCAUGAUGACGCAUCUUCAUGUCAAGUCCACAGAGCCCAAAGCCACCCUGCAGCCGCUCAACCUCGUGUCCAACGUCACAUUGUCCAAGUCAGCACCCGAGGCCUCUCCACCCCUGAGCCUCCCGCAGACCCCCACCACGCCCACAGCGCCCCUCACGCCCCUCUCUCAGACCCACUCCGUCAUCACAGCCAACAGCCUCCACAGCGUGGGGCCGAUGCGACGACGCUACUCAGAAAAGUACAACAUGCCCAUCUCCCCAGAUAUCGGUCAGAACAAGGAGUUUUACAUGAAUGCAGAUGUUAGGCCACCAUUCACCUAUGCCUCAUUAAUAAGACAGGCAAUCCUUGAAUCUCCGGAAAAGCAGCUAACACUAAAUGAAAUCUACAACUGGUUCACGCGAAUGUUUGCAUAUUUUAGGCGCAACGCAGCAACAUGGAAGAACGCAGUCCGGCAUAAUCUUAGUCUUCACAAGUGUUUUGUGCGAGUAGAAAACGUUAAAGGGGCUGUGUGGACAGUCGACGAAAUAGAGUUCCAAAAGAGACGGCCUCAAAAGAUCAGCGGAAGUCCAGCCCUAGUGAAGAACAUUCAGACCAGCCUGGGCUACGGUCCAACUCUCUCUGCUGCCUUCCAGGCUUCAAUGGCAGAAAACAACAUACCUCUAUACACUACUGCUUCCAUUGGAAGUCCCACACUCAACUCCCUGGCCAACGCCAUCCGCGAGGAGAUGAAUGGAGCGAUGGACCAUGAAAACAGCAACGGGAGUGACAGCAGCCCGGGACGCUCGCCUCUGCCAGCUAUGCAUCACAUCAGCGUUAAGGAGGAACCACUGGACCCUGAAGACCACGACGGACCCCUCUCCCUGGUCACAACCGCCAAUCACAGUCCGGACUUCGACCACCACAGAGAUUAUGAUGAUGAUGUGGGCCAUGACGACAUGCUGUAAGGCCAGGGACCUUCUGGAAGACGGGAAGGCUGGACUUCAGUCUCUCAAGUGUCGCUCCAAGCAGACUGACGUUUUAGUGCCAUUGCAAAGCAAGAAAGUAAAAAAGUGGGAAAAGUGGAGGGGUGGGGGGCGUCUUUUGAGUUCAGAUUGCUUUCUACCUUUUGAUUUCAGUAACCUCUUAAACAGUGAAGACAAACGUUGUUGGAUGGAUCGGCUUGGUACCGGGGAGGGGGCGGGGACCAAAGUGUUUGAGGUCAAACCUUCGCUGCGCAGCCAUGACGGACUGCACUCAGUGGACUGCGAGGGACUCUGUACUCCCACCACCACACUCUCAGACACACAUGUGACCAGAGAGAGAGAUAAAGACAUUUAUUUACACGGUGUGUGUGUGCAUGAAGGAGAGCGAAUGAGUUCAUUGUCAAUGCCUUCAACAUGUUUAAUUCCAUCAAAAAUGGGAGGGAGCUUUUUUUUCUUUGGGGGGUGGGAGUGUCUUUUGUUGGUUUUAAGAGGAAGAUUCUAAAAUGUCAAUUUAUUCAAUGCUGUUUCACAUAUUGCAUCUUUAUUUGUGAUUAUUUUUUGAAACUGAUCAGACCUCAUGCCCGUGCUGUGGAGAUUCCGUGCGGUCGCCACUUGAUGAUGAAUGUUUUUAAUUUCCUCUCAUGCUGUUCUUUAAAAAAAGAAAAAAAUAUACACACAUGAAGCAGAAUGGUAGAUA
Messenger RNA from Poecilia latipinna (sailfin molly), 2020 nucleotides. Its product is annotated as forkhead box protein P1-B-like. The transcript has 12 exons. Lineage: Eukaryota; Metazoa; Chordata; Actinopteri; Cyprinodontiformes; Poeciliidae. Gene Ontology annotation, biological process: regulation of transcription by RNA polymerase II. Gene Ontology annotation, cellular component: nucleus. Gene Ontology annotation, molecular function: RNA polymerase II cis-regulatory region sequence-specific DNA binding; DNA-binding transcription repressor activity, RNA polymerase II-specific. The record is from RefSeq and is a predicted model, not a curated record. Bases 1 to 1305 code for a protein of 434 amino acids.